AUGCGGCGAUUUCUCACUACGGUCGUCCUUACGGCAUGUGUAUCGCGCGCAAACGCGUUCUCGCCGCGUAAAUCAUACGUUGUGUCACACGAGGGAGACGUUGACGAAAUGUGUGACGCACUCGAGGGCAAUCCGCAACCGUCUAAAAUUCUCAGCAAGUGCCAUCUGUGGAAGCUGCGUAUUAAGUGCAAGAAUAGGAUGAGCUUGGCGAAAGCGUUUUCGCUGCACCUUAAUUCGUUCGAGGUAGACGCGUUGCGCUCGUGCGUUCCCACCCUCGAGUUCAUUGAGGACGGCUUUGACGCCGUGUCCCGUUCAGGCGUUUCCCGAAGCUGGGGUGUCGACAGAAUGAACCAGCGCAUGCUACCCCUGGACUCCGUCGUUCUCGAGAGAGACCACGAAGGCUUCGGCUCGAUCGUUCACGUCUUCAUCCUCGACACCGGCGUUCGUCGCACACACGUCGAGUUUCGGGACCAACUCUUUGGAGCUGGAAGUGACUUUGUCGAUGAAGACGACAUCCCGGACGACUGCGACGGGCACGGAACGCACGUCGCAAGCACCGUGGCGCAGGUCGCGUUCGCCCGUAAAACGAUUUUACAUCCCAUUCGCGUGCUCGACUGUUACGGGAAUGGUGAUUUGACGAGCUUGCUCAGAGGUCUCGAGUUGGUCGUCGAAAUAAUGUCGAAGCUUGAGGCGACGGCGCCCGCAGUGGUGUCUCUCGCACUCGGCGUCAAAGCCGGCGUUUGGUCCGGCGCGCUGGAGCGCAUCGUUCGAGAGCUCACCGAUCGCGGCGUUCUCGUCGUCACGGCGAGUGGGAACCAGAACACGGACGCAUGUACCAUCUCUCCAGGGAACGUGGAAGAUUCAUUGACCGUCAGCGCGGUUGAUGAGCGUGAUGCGCGGUACGGUUCCGGAAACACCGGUCCGUGCGUCGAUCUUUUCGCUCCUGGUGUAAACAUACUCGGGGCAGAACAUGAGAGCGACACAGCGUAUGCGUUCCAAAGCGGGACGUCGAUGGCGGUGUCGCAUGCCGUUGGUGCGGCAACCAGAAUUCUAAGUUUGGCGCCGGACAUGCCGCCUCGCACGACCAAGCGCCAUCUCAUAGCCACCGCCACGCGCGACGUCGUUCGCGGCUCGCUCCUACCGAACACCCCGAACGCGCUACUAUACAUCAAGUAA
Molecule: messenger RNA, 1176 nt
Organism: Ostreococcus tauri
Lineage: Eukaryota; Viridiplantae; Chlorophyta; Mamiellophyceae; Mamiellales; Bathycoccaceae
Product: Peptidase S8, subtilisin-related
Exons: 1
Coding region: 1-1176 (391 amino acids)
Biological process (GO): proteolysis
Molecular function (GO): serine-type endopeptidase activity
Source: RefSeq, a predicted model, not a curated record